GCGUCCCGCGGCCGCGUGGCAGCCGUCCUCUGUGCGGCCGCGGCGCGUGUGUGGAGCCGCGUCCCCGUGAGCCGAGCGGCUCAGCUGGGUGUCUGGGACGUGGGAGUCGCGAUCAGAUGCCUGGUGUACCCGGAAUAACAACAUGAUGAGUUCCAGUUGUACCCUAUUAAAGUCUUGUUAAAAGGCCUGUCACCCUGUGAGCUCUGUUCUCUGCUCGCUGCCUACACGAAUAAUGCAAAUUCCUUGAGAGGAAUGAAGCCUCUGCCUUGCUGAGCUGCUCAGCAAAUGACUACUCUUGUCGACUGCUUUGAAUAACUAUUAUCUUAACGAAAAUUUAGAUGUGUGUAAUGCAUCGUCUUGGAGAUGGUAGUGCUGCAAGUUUCCCGAAACUGUAUCGUACAGCUAUGUAGCUCGGGACAUAGCAAGAAUCUCAAGACAUGUGAAUAUUUAUUAAGGAGCUGCUUCUAUUUGUGAGGAUAUAGUGAAUGGACCUGAUUGGACAUUUUGCGUCCAUCAAUAAAGAUGAGCGGUACCAAGCCUGAUAUUUUGUGGGCACCACACCAGGUUGAUAGAUUUGUUGUAUGUGACUCAGAACUGAGCCUUUAUCAUGUGGAAUCGGCUAUGAAUUCAGAACUUAAAGCUGGAUCAUUACGUUUAUCUGAAGACUCUGCAGCUACAUUACUAUCAAUAAAUUCAGAUACACCCUAUAUGAAAUGUGUUGCAUGGUAUCUCAAUUAUGAUCCUGAAUGUCUCCUAGCAGUUGGACAAGCAAAUGGUCGAGUUGUACUUACAAGUCUUGGUCAAGAUCAUAAUUCUAAGUUUAAAGAUUUGAUAGGAAAAGAAUUUGUCCCAAAACAUGCUCGACAAUGCAAUACCCUUGCAUGGAAUCCACUGGAUAGUAACUGGCUUGCUGCUGGUCUGGACAAGCACAGAGCUGACUUUUCAGUUCUAAUAUGGGAUAUCUGCAGCAAAUAUACUCCUGAUAUUGUUCCCAUGGAAAAAGUGAGACUUUCAGCAGGUGAAGCUGAAACAACACUAUUAGUAACAAAACCACUGUAUGAGUUAGGACAAAAUGAUGCUUGUCUAUCUCUUUGUUGGCUUCCACGAGACCAGAAACUUCUCCUUGCUGGCAUGCAUCGUAACCUAGCCAUAUUUGAUCUUCGGAACACAAGCCAGAAGAUGUUUGUAAAUACAAAAGCUGUUCAAGGAGUGACAGUCGACCCAUACUUCCAUGAUCGUGUUGCUUCCUUCUAUGAAGGUCAGGUUGCAAUAUGGGAUCUUAGAAAAUUUGAGAAGCCAGUUUUGACUUUGACUGAGCAGCCAAAGCCCUUGACAAAAGUAGCAUGGUGUCCAACUAGGACAGGUCUGCUUGCUACUUUAACAAGGGAUAGUAAUAUUAUUAGGCUGUAUGAUAUGCAGCAUACACCUACGCCCAUUGGGGAUGAAACUGAACCCACAAUAAUUGAAAGAAGUGUGCAACCUUGUGACAAUUACAUUGCUUCCUUUGCAUGGCAUCCAACAAGUCAAAAUCGAAUGAUAGUUGUAACUCCCAACCGAACAAUGUCUGACUUCACUGUUUUUGAAAGGAUAUCUCUUGCCUGGAGCCCAAUUACAUCUUUAAUGUGGGCUUGUGGUCGUCAUUUGUAUGAAUGUGCAGAAGAAGAAAGUGAUAAUUCCUUAGAAAAAGAUAUAGCAACAAAAAUGCGCCUCCGGGCUUUAUCAAGGUAUGGACUUGAUACAGAGCAGGUAUGGAGAAACCACAUUUUAGCUGGAAAUGAAGACCCACAACUCAAGUCACUCUGGUAUACUCUGCACUUUAUGAAACAGUAUACAGAAGAUAUGGAUCAAAAAUCUCCAGGCAACAAAGGAUCGUUGGUUUAUGCAGGAAUUAAAUCAAUAGUAAAAUCAUCUUUGGGAAUGGUGGAAAGCAGCAGACAUAAUUGGAGUGGCUUGGAUAAACAAACUGAUAUUCAGAACUUAAACGAAGAGAGGAUUUUAGCAUUACAGCUUUGUGGGUGGGUAAAGAAAGGAACGGAUGUAGAUGUGGGACCAUUUUUGAACUCUCUUGUGCAAGAAGGAGAAUGGGAAAGAGCUGCUGCAGUGGCUUUGUUCAACUUGGAUAUUCGGCGAGCAAUCCAAAUCCUGAAUGAAGGGGCAUCUUCAGAAAAAGGAGAUCUGAAUCUCAAUGUGGUAGCAAUGGCUUUAUCAGGGUAUACGGAUGAGAAGAACUCUCUUUGGAGAGAGAUGUGCAGCACACUACGAUUGCAGCUCAACAACCCCUAUCUCUGUGUCAUGUUUGCAUUUCUGACCAGCGAAGCAGGAGCUUAUGAUGGAGUUUUGUAUGAAAACAAAGUUGCAGUACGUGACAGAGUGGCAUUUGCUUGUAAAUUCCUUGGUGAUGCUCAGUUAAAUAAAUACAUUGAAAAGCUGACCAAUGAGAUGAAAGAGGCUGGCAAUUUGGAAGGAAUCUUGCUUACAGGCCUCACUAAAGAUGGAGUGGACUUGAUGGAGAGCUACGUGGAUAGAACUGGAGAUGUCCAGACAGCAAGCUACUGCAUGUUACAGGGUUCACCUUUAGAUGUUCUUAAAGAUGAAAGGGUUCAAUAUUGGAUUGAGAAUUACAGAAACUUAUUAGAUGCUUGGAGGUUUUGGCAUAAACGAGCUGAAUUUGAUAUACAUAGGAGUAAAUUGGAUCCCAGUUCCAAGCCGUUAGCACAGGUGUUUGUGAGUUGUAAUUUUUGUGGCAAGUCAAUCUCCUACAGCUGCUCCUCAGUGCCUCACCAGGGCAGAGGCUUUAGUCAGUAUGGUGUGAGUGGCUCACCAACAAAAUCCAAAGUCACAAGCUGCCCUGGAUGUCGAAAACCCCUUCCUCGAUGUGCACUUUGCCUCAUUAAUAUGGGAACGCCUGUUUCUAGCUGUCCUGGUGGAUCCAAAUCAGAUGAAAAAGUGGACUUGAGCAAGGACAAAAAGUUAGCUCAGUUUAACAAUUGGUUUACCUGGUGUCACAAUUGUCGGCAUGGCGGGCAUGCUGGACAUAUGCUUAGUUGGUUCAGGGACCAUGCAGAGUGUCCUGUAUCUGCAUGCACGUGUAAAUGUAUGCAGUUGGAUACAACAGGGAAUCUGGUACCAGCAGAGACUGUUCAGCCAUGAAAUGCUACACCUAAAGAGAAACCUUCAAAUGAGGAGUUUUUAAUCGAUGUCCUUCAUAGUUCAGAAACAUACCUCAGAACAAGUCACUCAUGACUCUCCUAUAAUGGGAAAAUAAAUCAUUCUAUCAGAUCAGCAAUUUGAUGUUUGAGUGAUUUUGAUGUGCUUCUUAGAGGCAGAUGCUGCUGAAGAGAAUACCAGAGCAUGACUAUAAGUUCUGUUCAGUAGGUUAAAGUUCAUUUGAAAGACCUUUCUAGAGUUUUGUCAGAAAUAUGAAUGUACAUAGAAGGUUUUAGAAUAAAAACAUACCUGUGCCUGCCUCUUCAA
Molecule: messenger RNA, 3474 nt
Organism: Myodes glareolus (Bank vole)
Lineage: Eukaryota; Metazoa; Chordata; Mammalia; Rodentia; Cricetidae
Source: RefSeq, a predicted model, not a curated record